Oncorhynchus masou masou (cherry salmon) is the source of this 2068-nucleotide messenger RNA. RefSeq names its product G protein-coupled receptor 157 (gene gpr157). The coding region runs from base 190 to 1212 and encodes 340 amino acids. The transcript has 4 exons. The record is from RefSeq and is a predicted model, not a curated record. Gene Ontology annotation, cellular component: plasma membrane. Gene Ontology annotation, molecular function: G protein-coupled receptor activity; cAMP binding. Gene Ontology annotation, biological process: adenylate cyclase-activating G protein-coupled receptor signaling pathway; cell surface receptor signaling pathway. NCBI's taxonomy places the organism in Eukaryota, Metazoa, Chordata, Actinopteri, Salmoniformes, Salmonidae.
GACACACACAUUAACUUUACAACUACCUGGGUACACUACAGUUUUCAGGACCCUUUGACGCGGUGACUUGUUCAUCCAAGCAACUCGGCCUAUUCGUUGAUGGAAUAAGUUUAUAUUGGAAUGCUGGAAAACUAUUCGUGCCUUGUAAGUGAGUGUAGAUUGACCUAGCGCGCAGUAGUUUUGGAUAUCAUGGCCGUUGAUCAGACUGUUGUAUACAUUUCAGAACAGAUAGUUAUUUUGAUUUCGUGUGCCCUGUCUUUUUUGGGCUCUUUACUUAUUAUCUUUACGUACAUCAUUUGGCCAGAUUUGAGAACAACGCCGAGAACACUUCUGGUCUUCUUGUCCGUGGCUGACUUGUUGUCUGCGGGCUCGUACGCAUACGGAGUUUGGAGUGUCUUUGAAUCAAACUCUGUGGAUUGCGUCGUUCAAGGAGCGAUAUCUACUUUCGCCAACACGAGUUCGUUUUUCUGGACUGUCGCUAUCGCUAUAUAUCUGUACAUUUUAAUCGUCAAGUCGAAUCAAAGACAAGCUGACAGCUUCGUGUUAUGUUUUCACGUUAUCAGCUGGGGCAUCCCUCUAGGUAUCACAGUAGCAGCUCUGGCUCUGGGCCAUAUUGGCUACGAUGCAUCGGAAGUGUCUGUGGGCUGGUGCUGGGUGAGGAUCCAGGCUCCAGACCAUGUCCUGUGGAUGCUGCUCACUGGGAAGAUAUGGGAGUUCCUGGCCUAUCUCACCCUCCCAGUCCUCUACGUCCUCAUCAAGAAGCACAUCCACAGAGCGCAUGCUGCUCUGUCUGAGUACCGGCCCAUCCUGGCCUGCAGUCCUCUGUCCCAGUCCCUUUCCAAUAUGGCCGACAGGAAGUUGACCCUUAUCCCCAUCAUCUUCAUCGCCCUGCGUAUCUGGAGCACCGUGCGUUUCCUGCUGAUGCUGGCCGACUCGCCAGCCAGGCAGAACCCUGUGCUCGUCACGCUACAUGGCAUUGGGAACACCUUCCAGGGAGCUGCAAACUGUAUCAUGUUUGUCCUGUUCACUCAGCCAAUCCGCUCCCGUCUCUCCACCAUGCUCUGCUGCUGCUCCUGCAGGGUCAGGUCUGGGGCCUCCCUCAUACCCUCCAACACACCCAACCACAGUGGUUUGGGCCUGGAUGUGGAGACGCCCUCACAACCAGAGGACACCCCGAAUACCAGCUCUCGUGGCUGGCCGGACGGCUGCUGACCCUGGAUCUGAAUGGCUAGACGGAGCACGCUCCUACCCUGGCUGGCUUUCUGAGACACUUUUCACACUACUGAGCCGAGCUGUACUUUGCUGGCCACAUCCUCUGCUAUAGAUGCCUGGUGCUGUGUGAAAGCAGAGCAUCAGAUCUAGCACCGACGUUGAGUUGGGGGGGUUGGAAACAAACUUCCGUACUGCAGUCCACUCAUUAAUGCAAGUGUGAUGAGGACAAUCAAAGCAUUUAAGCAUGUCGUUUUUGUUGGAAGAGAUUACUUGCUGUGCUCAGUCACUAGCAUUGGACCAUCCAUAAGGGUGAACGCCAAGGUCAUUCUCGCGGUGAAGUUGUACAUAGGGGCUCUGUUCAAAAGUUGUGCACUAUAUAGGGAAUAGGGUGCCAUUUGGGAAACACAUGUGGAUUUAUUUUUAACGGAUUUCCCCCCAAGGCAACAUUUGAUGUUGUUCUAACAUAUUGGUGUCUUCCUAAUCUUGUAUUAGAGAAACAGACAGUGCAAUUUAAUAUUGUUAUUUUUAUACCAGGUUAUCGUUGAGUUUAUAGCAUUGUUUAACAAUGUACUUUUGUAUAUCAUCUAUACUGUUUUUGUAAAUGGCACCAUAUCAUUACUACCAAUGACGUUUACAAAAGCCCACAACCUACUGAAAGCUGGCGUCGAAUUUGUCUGUACGAAGACUCUAUGUUCUGAAAAUGGCUCUCGCUCAACAUAGUAUAUUGGUAUAGAGGAAGGUAAAGUUGUGCCUUAUCAAUAGCGAUCUACUUUGCCUUCUUCUAUUUUUGCUUUUUUAACUGACGUUUUUGAAAUGUAAAUCAUAAUAAAGACUAAUAAAUCCACUGAAGACUGAU